Xyrichtys novacula (pearly razorfish) is the source of this 20636-nucleotide messenger RNA. The record is from the annotation of a GenBank genome assembly. Lineage: Eukaryota; Metazoa; Chordata; Actinopteri; Labriformes; Labridae.
AUGCCUAAAACUUCACCUGUAUCCAAGGCUAUCGCCGCCACCUUUGCCGUCCUGACCGUUGGCGCCAUUGUCGGCAUUGUCACAAUGGUCAUUUUCUACAAAGUUCAAAUCUCAACGAUGGAUCCGACACCCAGGCCAACAUUCCUACCCACCACCGCAGCACCACCACCUGUAAUACGAUUGCCGACAGAUCUUAUACCUCAUAGAUAUGAUUUGUUCUUCCAGCCUCAUCUCUACACCAAAAUCAUCCAGGAGGUAAACGUCACCAGCCCCAACCAGACCCACCUCUUUACAGGGAACUCUACUGUUCACUUUCAUUGUGUCCAGACGACCAGAACUAUCUACCUACAUAGCUUAGACCUAGACGUUUCUGGACCAGUGGUGAUGGACACAGACCAAAAUAGGAGGAUACAUGUCCUCGGAAUGGAUAACCAUGAAGACACGAGUAACUUCCUCCAGAUCCACUUGAAGGAUCAUCUAGAGGCAGGAGGAAAUUACAGUUUGUUUCUGGAUUUCGAGGGACAAUUAUCAGAGGAACUUGUCGGCAUGUAUGUCAGCACAUAUACUGAAGGUCAACCAGCUCAUGAAGACGAUACAGAUGCAGACAGGUAAGGAAAAUAAUAACAGAUUUUUUUUUUUUAAAUAAUGGAUGGUAUAUUUUCGUUAACACAAGUAGAGUCUUUCCCGUGCUCGGGUCGGGUCAAAAUAUUUUCCUGUUAAUUUUUUAUUCCUGUCGCUCAUCACUGGAAUUAGUUGGCCUUCACCAGUUGUAUGAAAACAAGUAUGGUAAAGAACAUUUCUAUUUUCAAAGUGCUCUGUAGACUGCCUAAUAUGUUUCGCUUAAAGGCUAGAGUUUAGGGUCAUAAGCAAACCAGACUGGAAGAGGAGAUAGCAUUGAAAUCCUCUACCCUCCAUCCAAUAGGUUGCCAAGGCACAAAACCCUUUCAAUUGUAGGCAGCCAUACUCUAAAAGUAACAGUACUUUAAUUAUAGACGUACUCUACAUGAGACCAACAUGGAAUACAACUUCAUGUAGAAGUGAAUAAAACAGAGUAAAUGAGACAUAAAUUAAAGAUGACGUGUAAACAUUAAAUAAUACUGUUACUCUCACACACAUUUAUAAAGGCAUUGUUAAUGCUCACACAAUUAUGAGUUUAUGUUCGUCUCAUUCAUGAAUUAAUAAAGAAAAUACAUAAUAAUAAAUCUGAACAAUUUGGGCCUAACUAUUAACUGAUUGAUUUAUUCACUAUUCAUACCUUGUAUUGCAACCCAAACUCUAUAAUAGUUGGGACACUAUGUGAAACAUUGAAAAAAAAAUGAUGGUUUGCAUUUGCAGAGACAACAAAUCAGAUGUUGAAAAAUAUACUCAUUUUAUAUUUGGUGCCACACAGGACAAAAAACAAUAACUAGCUUGUGAAAAGGGAAAAAAAAAUUCUCAAACGAGCAUCUUUCAACUAAUUUGCAGUAGGCUAUGUAACAUGACUGGUUAUAGAGGGGUCUUUCAACGAGGCCUUGUCUCUCAGAAUGAAGAUGGGAUGAGGUUCAUAAACCACUGUGUCCAUGUAGAUUCUCAUUCAUCCAGGUCAUGGUUUUCUUGAAGACUCCAAAAACAGGCAACUGGACUGUGUAGCUUUGAGAAGACGUUUUGCCUCUUAUCCAAGAAGCUUCUCAACUCUACACAGUCCAGUUGCCUGUUUUUGAAGUUCUGAAGUUCAUAAACCACAUUUUGUCACAUCCAAGUUUCAAAGGUGUAUCUAAUCAACUAAACUGUGUUAAUUACUUUUCUGCUAGCAUAACAGAUGCAUCCAUUAAGUUAGUUUAUCUGUUCUAUGCUAACACCUACGAUAAACUGGCUAACAGAAACCAAUUUGAUUUAUUUUACAUACAAACUUCAUCACACUCACAUGACCAGUCAGCAGAUGUAUUUCUGUUUACAGGGUGUAAAAAUAUAUUCUUGUGUGGCAUUGCUGCUCUAAAAUGACUGGCCUGGUGCGGCAGCCUGAGAAGAUCAAACUUGAAGUUCAUCUGUUGGACUGAGCCUUUUGUGUUGCCUUUGGCAAGGAAAGCAGACACAUACUGGCACAACAAAUCAGCAGUUUUCUGUUUAUUUCUGCGGAAACUUGGAAAUGUCAACUUGGAACAAAUGAAGUUACAGCAUUUAUUCUUUCAGGAUACUGAUAGUGAGUAAAAGAAACAAGUCAUAUCACCAGGGCAAUCAGCCAUUAUACAUAAACUCUUGAUUAUCUAAGCAUUAACUACGUGUUGAUAAAUGCUUUCGAGCAGAGCAGUGUUGUAAAGUGUUACUGUAAACGCUACUGGCAGUAAUCCAUCAACUAAGACUCAUAGUCAUUUUCUAAUUGACUUUUAUUUCCUGUAAUUUUUGGAAAAUAAUGGAUUCCCCUUGCUGCUCACCAGGUUAAAAAAAGUCUUAAAAAGUCAAAUUGUGCUGGUUGAAAAAGGGUAAAAGAUAAAAAGGGGUUUUACAUUUCCUGUAUGCAGUCUGAGGGUUAAACUGACCUUUAUCCUUAACCUGACCCUUAAUCCAGAUGACAGACAGAGUUGUUGUAGUUUUACAAGAUGAUUCAAUAAUUUUACAGAAGACGAAAAACAGAAAACUUAUGGCCUGACCCAAUUCUUGCCUUGCUAUUAUACCACAAUAAAAUACAAAGACGAAAACGAACAUCUGUGCAGAUUGUAGAAUCAUUCUGAUUCGGUUUCUUCUUCUUCAAAGAAGUUGUUAUUGUUGUUUUCUCGACAUUACAAAGAUUGCAUUCUCAUGAGAAUGAAUGAUAAAUAAUGUGUUCACCAUUGUUACUGUUGUUGUCCGAUUCGCACAUGGCAGUUAAAUGUUCCCACAUUGAAAGUGUAAAGUGCAUGAGUGGAGUGUGACGUAAACAUUUUCAAAGCCAUCCUAAGGAGAUAAUUUGUUUGAUACCCUAGUCAAAAAAAGGAGACGAAAAGUCAUCCUUUUAAUAAGCCAACACUGAAUUGGAGGGAGUUCAAACCAGAAAAUGAAACAUGUCUUAGUGGGCUUUAAUCACAGAGUCGGAUUUUCUUGGGAAGAUGAUCGUUCAUAAAUCUGCUCGGUGAGUUUAACGGUUUAGAUCAGGGGUGGGCAAUCACCCGGUGGAGUUUUGGGUUGGAAAGAAAACCUGCAGCCUCUCAGCCCUCCAUGGCACAUGAUUGCCCACCCCUGGUUUAAGAUUACAAAGAGGAAAUGAUCUAGUGGUACUUACAGUCAAACUUUACUGGUUUUUCAGCUAAUCCUGAUGUUUUUGGUUCAUGAUUAGGUUAUUCUGUUAUUCAGAAUCUGUGCUGUCCCAGAAAGACCAGAAAGGUAACAAGAUAUCCCUCCAGUCACCACAGGCCCUGUGUUUUUGAAUAUGAAUGUGUUUGAGUUCAAUGAGGACAGGAGCAGCCCUUGUCAAUAAGAUGUUUUUCAUAAUCCACGACAGGCUUUAUAAAGCUUUAUAAAGUUUUGAAUGAGGUCAAUGUUUUUGAGCUUUUAUGUAUCCAGUGACCUGAUAUUGACUGCUAUUAUGGGUAUAAUUGUCUCUUUCACAGGUUUCUUGUAGCCACCCAUUUGCAACCAGGAUAUGCCAGAAGAGUGUUCCCUUGUUUCGAUGAGCCAGAAAUGAAGGCAGAGUUUUAUGUGACCAUCAUUCACAGAAUAGAUACAACAGCUCUUGGGAAUUCAGAAAGAGCAGGUGAGAUGACAACCCCUGCCCUAAAAUGCACCAAUAAAGAAGUCAGAGUAAGAAAAAAAUGUUUGCAUGGUAUCCUUCGUUAAAUGACGCUUCCUUUUUUCAACUCUCCUAGAAUCCAAUAUUAUAGAUGAGGAUUGGAAAUACACUAGAUUUCAUCCAACACCGACGAUGUCUACAUACUUGUUGGCCUUCACGGUUUCUGAAUUCACACCAGUCGUCUCUACAAAUGGGCGUGUAUCAAUCAGAGUAUGUGUGCUCCUGUAGAUUCAGGUUAAAUUUUGUGCAUUUGUGUUUUGCUACUGACAAUGUCUGAAUUUUGAAGUGUUUCCCCCUUCAUGCUGCAUUAAUAUCUUCUGUGUCUAACAUCACCUGUGUGUUGAAAUCAUUAGACAUAUGCUCGUCCAGAAGCCACUGCAAAGGGACAUGCUAAAUAUGCAGCUAACAUCACCAGCACGGUCCUCACCUUCUACGAGAAGAAAUUUGAAAUAAAUUACCCACAAAGAACUCUGGGUAAGACCACAUCUACACAGAGUACAGAUUUUCUGACAAGAAUGGGGUAUUUUGGGGACACCACUGUCAUUGAUUUAAUGCAAGUGUUCUUUUGGAUAUGAGAGUACACAUUAAAUGUAACACAGACAUUUAUUUAUUUUUUAGCUCCUCCUUUGAGCUGCAUGUUGCAAGUGUAUUUAAGGAUGGACCUUCUGUCAAAACUUACAGGGGACCUGCCAUCAAAAUUUCAUACCCAUUUUAAUCAUUUUUUCAUAAUCCUUGAUGUUUAGCUGUUUUAGCUGAAAAGUUAUUUGAUGGUUUGUUUUAGUAUGCCUAAAUAACCUUACAGGAAACUAACUGACUUUGGCUCAUUAACAUUUAUGGUAAUUGGCUUUGCUCUGAUUGGAUCGCUGCUGUGCUCUGAUUGGCUGUGUGAUCACAGACAACAUCUCUGUGCUAUUUAGUAGCAGCGCAUGCCCCUUGUAAUAACCCCCGUAAGAACUGUUGUUCAGGACUGCUUACCUGUGCUUCCUACCUAUUCGGCUACUGUAAUAACCGGUGUUCGAGCCCACACGCAACAUUUUUGUUCUGAUUCAUGAAACGCUUAAAUCGGGGACAUUUUCGGGGACAGCUUUUGCCGGGGACAGGUCAUCCAAUACGGGGUCUGUCCCCGGAAAUUUGGGACAUCUGUUCACGUUAUGCUAAAGGCUAAAAAUGGCAGGAAACCCUAUAUUUUUGACCCCGAGACGUGAAUAAAAAUGAGCAAGGUCAGCUUGACGUCAGAAGGACCGGCUUUUUCGAUUGGCCUGGUUUACCCAUUUCUUUAUUUUAAACCUUUAAAGAAUGCAAACGACGUAACGGUUUGUUUUCACAUUUACAACAUAAAAUGAACAUAAUAUGGACCUAAUCUGACACACAAACAUGCAAAAAAUACAUUUUUACAUUUUUGAUGGCAGGUCCCCUUUAAUUUCUUCUUUGUAAUUCAGUGUUUCAUUGACUGUCCAUACCUGUUCACUUAAGUCUAACCAACAGAGGACUCCCAGAGCAGCUCUGUACCUCAGACACACACACACACACUUAUUUAUUUACUUAUUUCUAUCAUAACAAAUUUGGUAAAUCUAUGCAAUUUGAUUUGUCCAUGUCAUUGUGAUUCCUCCAGACCAAAUCGCAUUGCCAGACAUGGGCCCAGCAGCAAUGGAAAACUGGGGUCUGAUCACAUAUGAGCAGGGCGCCUUGCUCUUUGAAGAUGGCGUUUCCUCAGCGCUGCACAAGGAAUGGAUCGUCACCAUUAUUGCACAUGAGCUGGCGCACCAGGUUUGACGACAAAGAGCUUCUACUCUCAAAGAGAUAAUAUGUAGAUAACACCACCCUAUAACUGAGUCCUACAGGCAAACUCACAAAAGGACAAUAUCAGUGACAGAAAAAAAGAUCUGCUUAACCCACCUGCUGCCCUCUCUGAUUACAGUGGUUUGGAAAUCUGGUGACAAUGAAGUGGUGGAACGAUGUUUGGCUCAAUGAGGGCUUUGCCAGCUACAUGACGUACUAUUCAGUGGACCAUGCUGAGCCUUCAUUUAAAAUGGUAAGUUUUGUCACAGCAUUAAUGGCGAUGGCAGAUAUAUUUGGCCUAUCGAGGAAUGAAGACAAGAAAAGGGACCCUACCUCAGUGACCCUGCUUUGAUGAAGGGAAAGAUUGAUUUGAGUGUUGGCAGGUAUGGUCGUGUCCUGUUCAGUACCGUCCUCUGCCAUUGUUGUUGCAGAGGAAGUCCCACUCUGUCUCGAUUCUGAUGGUGGUCAAGAAAUGGCAUUAAUGAGCAUGGUGGUCAAAAAGAACUGUUUUCAACUGCGAACGCAAUUGCUGGGCUGCAUUUGGUUUGAACAAAAUAUGGGCACCGGGAACACGGCUGUAAAAGCAAAGAUGAACCCGCCGAGGUGUAAUAAUGGAAAUUCUCCUUCUUGUUGGACAGUGACUAGAUAAAAGUAUUUUCAUAUGAAGUCAGUUUAAAAAUGACUAAAUUGAUGACUUUGUCAGCUAGCAAGAGGUGGUUACUUUUAUGAAUGACAGACCACAAAAUGAGAUACUUGACCGAUCAAGUAUUUUACAAAGGUAUGCACUCUUCAAAGUCCCACGCCAAUGUUUUUUUGUUUUUGUUUUUACUACUUAAAGUGUUUUCAGUGGUCUUUAAGUUGUGAUUAUAAAGUUUUUAACCAAAAAUAGCGUUACCUGUGUCAUUUUCAAGGACUUUCCUUCUGCAGAGCUCCAGUAGCUCAUUAGCACUUCGCCUCUGAGUCGUGGGCGGAGACAGCGAUGCUCUUCACACUCCUCUUCACGCUAGCUUGCAGCCUAACAUUUCCAGUGUGGUAGAAGUAGCAGGUAACAUAGGAGCUAUUCAACUCUCAAAUAAUAAAGUCUUUAGGGACACAUUAAAAGGAAAUAUUAUAAUUAGCUGUCUUAGGAGCUUUGCAAUGCACACAAUUGCUCCGCGCUCGUCCUCUGUAUUUCUCCUCUAUAUGCAGAGUGUGGCCUGUAUAGCGGAGCUUGGAUUGGUUAAAUAUGAUAUGUCACUGUUUCUGAACCUGCCAUUUGGGUCUGCCAGAGAUUCACAGAGACUUGAAUGAAGAAAUACUCAGAAAAGAAAUUUCGCAUUUAGUUUUCUCAUGACACGUCCUGUAGCAUCAGAAAAAUGUCAUAUGAACAAAUAAAAAACAAGAAAAAUAUGAUUUUUAUCAGAGUGGGUCUUUAAGUUUGUCAUUUCGAUCAACUUUUCCUAAACUAUUCUACUUCACAUUUUUCUUUGAUUUCCACAGAUGGAUGCAACUGUCCUGAGUGAUCUCCAUGUAGCAUUCGAGUCAGACGCUUUGACAACAUCUCAUCCUCUCAGUCCUCCACAGGAAGAGGUCCAGCAAAUGGAUCAGAUAGAACAGAUGUUUGACUCUCUAACCUACACUAAGGUAAAGUAACAUCCAUUAAGUCUACAGCCUUGAACCAAAAACACAACCUCCGCUAUAGAUGUAUAAGAGCUGCACCCUUACCAGUGCGUAAUGAGUGUUGAUGGUCUUCACUCUGCAGGGUCCAUUUGUGCUGAGAAUGCUUGCAGACAUUGUGAAUGAAAGAGCCUUCAACAAAGCCAUAAAUGUAAGUACCCCUUUGUCAGAUUAAUCCAUAUUGUGCUUUAGGUAACCAAUCCUGCACAAAGACCCUGAAUAUCCUACAUUUAUGGGUGUAAAAAUGAGAAAAUCUUUGUUUCCACUCACAUGAACUCCAUUUUAAGCAUCUCUUGUCCAUAUUGGAGACUUCUCAUAGCAUCAUUAAGAAUUAAUCAUAACUCAUCAAGAACAUUUAUGAUCAUUACUUAAUGGAAACACAAUCAGAGCUCUUGUGUAUCUUGUAUAUUCACAGCAGAUAUGGUAGUUCUUUUGCCUUAGCAGCAAGUGGCUGCUGGAGGAGAGUAGGUGAGUUGUGUUGAGUCUCUUUGUUAAAGAAAUCAGGCAAAGCUAAAAAGAUGUUUGGUGGCUAGUACUAUGGCUGGGACCCUAUAUGUCCUUUUGAUGAAGUUAGGCGCUGUUCUGAGCAUUAUUGGUGGCUAUAGAGUGGCGUUUUGGUUCAGGUUUGCACGUGGAAAUGUAGACCACUUUGCAUUGGUAUUGUGCAGUCGUUACUAAAGUUGUUAAAAUGCGAGAAGAAAGCUGUCGGCAAUAUUCAUCUCUUGAGGGGGGGUCUAAACUCAGUGUUACAGUGUGUUUGGCCAUAACUUAAAUUUUCACCGGAGUAUCCCUUUAAUUGCAAAUUUUGGUUAAACUGCUUGAUUUUUUUGUUUUGUUUUUAUCUUAUAAGUAUGUGUUUUUAAAGCCCUCUCUCCUACAGGAUUUCAUGAAGUACUUGUAGAUACUUUAAUAUAAACGUAUUAAAAAUAUAUACUUUUACUGUCAAAAGAUGAUGAUGCUUGAAAGUGCUUUAUGAUAUGGCUAUCUGUGUUAGAUGGUGGUCCCUGUGGAAAGGGACCUCUUCCUAUAUAGAUUAAAGAAACAAAAACUCAAUCCAAGCUAACAAAAACAUAUAUUUUUUUUGUAUAUUCAGGUGGUUUAAUAUCAAAAUUAAGAUACUUGUGAACAUUUUACUCUGAGUCUAUUCUGCUAAAUGCCACUAAAUAUUGCAUGGAGACCCUUUAAUAGUGCUGACCUUUGAGACUUGUGAAUGUCUGUAGUCAUGCUGUUAGAUUGUGUUGUGGUGGGUGUUUACUUCAUCUUUACCUCCUUAUUUCAGUGAGGUGCACCUCAUCCUCCAAGCACACAUAUUUAACUCGAGCUGGUAAUCUAAUACAACUGUUUCCUUAUGAAGUCACAAAUUUACUUAAACAUUAGUGAACAAAGUUUCAAUCGCACAUCCAAAUCUGAUGUGUUGACAAUCACAAUCAUUUGUGCUUUGAAGCCUCACGGUCUAACAUUUGGACAACUGGGCAAUAACUUAAUGAAUUAACUGGACAAUUGGAAAAGACAAUGAGAAACCAGUUCAUGGUCCAUACAUUUUAAAUGCCUGUAUUUUAAAUACCUCAAGCCAAAUAAAUGAGAGGGUCACAUUCCCCUCUAUGGUACGGAGUAGAGAGAUUAUGAAACAAUGAGAGUAUUUUAGGGAACAGGCAGGUGCAUGAUUGAGAAACACUCCCCCUGUAGACUUACAUCAUCGGACCUGUCAGUGUUUUUCAAGUGCAUGAACCCAGAAAGUUAAUGGAGAGCUGUCCAAAGCCAAAUAUUUGUUUCAACACGUCUUCUGGAUCUGCAGCUGGUCGCUGAGUUUUUAUUUGUUCAUCUCUCUUUAAUUUCCAGGGAGAAACUUAUUCAGAGAAAAAAAGUUGCAUUAAAAGGAAGUGAAGCAGCACCAAUAACCUCAGCUGUUCUUUCUAUUUUGUGUUUUAGAAGUACCUGUCUGACUUCAGCUAUAAAAACACUGACCAGGAUGACCUUUGGGAUUAUAUGCAAAAGGUAAGUCUUUUGAUUGCAAUCAAACGCAUGACAAAGCAUGUUAAUUACCAUUCUUCAGUUGACAGUUUUAAUGUCAUAAAGUGUUAAUGAUUGGCGAUUCUUUUGCCAUGUUUGAAGGCUGUAGAUGAGGAUGGCGGUCAUACUAACGUUGCCAAGGUGAUGGACACUUGGACGAAACAAAAUGGCUAUCCUGUCAUCACUAUCAACACUACCACUGGAGAAAUCUACCAGAGGCACUUCCUAUUCAACGACACCUCUGAAUCAAGGUAUGUGUGAAAUGGAAAUAUUUGUUUGGGCAAAAAUCCAGACAAUCAUGACGAUGAUCAGUAUUAAUCAAACAGUCUAUGUUAGAGUGAUGGACCGUGUGGAGAAACAUGUUCUGUGCACCACAGUUAAAAAACUCCUCUUUACUAUUUCUUUACUGUUCUAGAUUCAUGUCAAUGUUCUGUGUAAAUUAAAACCUCAAUCAAAGUGAAAUUAAAUCAAUAAAGUUUGUACACUGCUGCCUGCCAACUAGGAUGGAGGUGUAUUAAUGCAUAUUGACAAUCUUGUCUAAGUAUGGUCAGAUCCGGCUUCUGGAUGGAUGUGGCAAAAAUAUGACACUUGAGGCUUUAAACUGUAGUUCACAUGGAAGACUGUUUGACAAUGCUUUAUAUAGAUCACAGUGUAACAUUUUUGAUGUUAAACUGCAGUGACACAUUCAAUUCAAUUCAAUUCAAUUCAAUUCAGCUUUAUUUAUAUGGCACUUUUCGUACAUAAGGAAAUGCAAUUCAAAGUGCCUCACAGAGGCUAAAAACAACAAUAAAGCCAAAAACCCAACCCUUCCACCCACCCACACACCCAUGGACCCACACGCACACAGAGACACACACACACCCACCCUCACCCACCCACAUGUACGCAUACACACAACCACACACAGUGUGAGAAUUUAAGAUAAAAUUUAAAGAGACAUGGCCUGACACCGAGACAUUACAUGAGAGACGAGCUACCUUUAGGAAACACUGGAGAUAAAAAUGGUGAAAAGAGUAAAAACCUGAUGGACUAAAAUAAGAAAAUAAUAAUAUUAAAUGAACAAAUAAAUAAAAGGGGUAAAAGAAGUAAAAACCUGUGACAGGAAAUUAAUAAAAAGGCUAAGAACAGAGAUAAUGAAUAGAAUGACAUAAAAUCAACAUUAAGAACUUUGAUUAAAAUGAACAUUUGCAAUAAGAGAAAUCUAAAAUGGCAGUUAGUAAAAAGCCUGGUUAAAAAAGUGAGUCUUGAGCCUCUUCUUAAAAAUAUCUACAGUCUCUGCGGCCCUGAGGUUCUCCGGCAGGCUGUUCCACAACCGGGGACCAUAAAAACUGAACGCCGCCUCCCCGUGUGUUUUUGUUUUGACUUUGGGUUAAAAGGUUAAAAGGCCUGUGCCGGAGGACCUCAGAGUCUGCGAGGGUUGAUAUGAUAAAAGUAAAUCAGAUAAAUAGGAGGGGCCGAGACCAUGAAUAAGAAGUGCUGUUAUUUAAGCUCCUGUUUCUGCUUGUGUCCCCCAUGAGGACUGAGUAACAAACCUUGCCACCUACCUCCUCACAGAAGUUACAGCAAAAAAACAGUUAGGCUUUUUUCUGCUGAUGGUCCUCUUACUUUUUCAGGUCACUUUUACUUCCAGUCGGUUUUGUGUCAAGUAAAAGAACGCCUCAUAGGAGCUUUAAUCAACCUAAUGUACCUCACAUACUCCAACUCCUCUGAGAAUACUCUGAACCAAAUAAUCAGGAAUCCAGUUUCUUAUGUCUGUUUAAGUUGGUGCGUCAGUGCAGUCUUAUUAAUGGAGUACUUCUCUGCCAAGCCUGCAUGAUGUAAGUGCAGCUUAUCACAGUGGAAUAAACAGUGUACAACUGGAUAUCUGGAGUAUUUUGAAACAACUUUAAGUUACUAUGCCGUCGCUAACACUGCCAUGGUGAAAUUCACAACAUUUUCACUUCUCUUUGUGUUGAGUUGCUUGGCCAUUAUCCAGACUAUGACAGCUAUGAACUCUAAUAUGACUGUAUUGCAGUAAUUUGCUUGUAUCGUGCUCCCUUUGCAGACCCCCGUGUUUUUUCCGAAGUCAGUAAAAGCUUUUUUAUUUUUGACUUUUUUAUUUCUCACUGAAGCUGAAUAAAUCCUUUUCCUCUCUGUUUGUUUAGUCAGUGGUGGCACAUCCCAAUCAGAGUGAUGUCAAACGGAUCUCAGUCUGAUUUUGUGUGGUUGGACACCAGUGACACAGGUAACACAGCCCUGAAAAAACACAACAGGACAGACCCUUUUUUUUACCCUCUCUAUUUAAGAAUCAGAGAGGACUAGUUAGAGCAAUUGUUUUUGCACAUCCUAUGGCAGCUAUGUUGUGGUCCUGAUUAUCUUGAACACACUGCAGUUUUAAGUUUAAGAUAAGACAAAGACCACAUGACCUGACACUAAAGGUCCCAUUUGCCCAGACUACUUUCUACGUAUUUCUGCACACUGAUGUUCUUCCUGGUUUUAAUUCUCACUCACCUUUUACCAACAUGUUUGCCUUUUAAACAGUAAAGAAAGAGGAAUUUGUUUCCAAGAAAGGAGAAUGGAUACUGGCCAAUGUGAACUGUUUUGGAUACUACAGAGUCAACUACAACCCAGAGAACUGGGAACGCCUCUUUACGCAACUGGAGAAAGACCCACAGGUGAGUGCUGACCCACAUACUAUAAUUACUUAAUAGGUAACAGAACUAAGCAGAAACAAAUUUCCAUCUUAAUGUUGUAAACCAGCUUUUUGUCAGCAAUGAAAUACUUACAAGUUUCUCCCUGAAGGCUUGAUCCUAAAAGUUGUGAGCACAUUGGAUGAAUGGUGAUUACUUUAUUUGGACUUGUGUUGCUAUGGCUAUGUAACAGCUGGACCACACCAGCACUCCAUUUGUUGUGUUAUUUAACCGGGUAGACAGGUCCACUGUUAGUUUUUGGAUGAUUUGAGGAUAUUGCUCUUAGCUUUUCUGACCCUGUCCGUGGUUUACGAGUUAUCUUUUCUUGGACAAUUGCUGACCAGGAGCUGCAGUUUUGGAGACCCUGUGACUCAGUCAUCUAACUGUCACACGUCCGUCUCUCCCUCCUUAUCAAAGCCCGUCACAUUCUUAGAUACGCCCCUUUUUUUUGUCCCACCCACUGCAGGGUGACAUUGCAAGAAAUAAUCCAUGCCUUUCACUUUACUUGUUAUGGCUUAUCAAUGUACUUAUCUCUGUACCCUCAGGCCAUUAAACUUGGACUAGUAUGGACAGCUUCUUGAGGGCACUUGAUUACUGGAACUCAUUUCAAACACAAGUAGAUAUUACUGCAGAGAGAUUGCUGAGACUAGAGGAGGGGAUUCAUAUAUAAAAAUUAGAUAAAUUUAGUCUGACUGUCAUCAAACCACCGUCUUGUUCUUGUUUUUUUAGAGGAUCCCACUGAUGAACCGAGGGCAGCUCAUCGAUGACGCAUUUAAUUUGGCAAGGUAAUGCCUUGAGCUCUGCUGAUCAACACUUCCUCCUUACCCCAGUGGAGUGUAAUCUGACUUUUCAAACGCCUUCAACGCUCCACCCCUCAGUGCGGUGGGCGGUACCCUGACUGGCGGCGCUCACCAUGGGCAGCGGCUGCGGGCUUCCCACCAUCACUGAUGACCCAUUCCACUACCCCCCCCCCCCCCCCCCCAACAACUAUAGCAUGUCUCUGAGACUGACAUGACUCUGAGAGCAGUCUCUUUUUUUACCUCCUCCUCUCCCUCCCUCUUGUGUCUUCUUUCCCCAUCUGUAAAUGCAAUCUCGUUGUGCACAAGUGCAAUGACAAUAAAGCAUCUCCAUCUCCUCCUCCAAAGAAAAUGUGAGCUUGUGAGACUAAUCUUACCAAAUAAAAUUUCUGUUUUCUCAGAGCUAAACUUGUUAACGUGACUUUGGCUUUGAACUCAACCCGCUUCCUUUUUCAUGAGACGGAUUACCUUCCCUGGGAAUCAGCAGUCAGAAACCUUCAGUAUUUUGUCCUGAUGUUUGACCGCACAGAGGUUUAUGGACCAAUGCAGGUUUGUAUCAUAGAAGAUAAUCUCAAGAUUCAUCAUAAGGAAGUUUAGCACACUAUGUUUUAUAAUCCAGAUUUAACUGACUCAUUGUGAAUCAGUACCUGCACAGAUAUGCAGUAGAAAUUUUAUAUUGCUCUGCUUUCGUUUUUGUUUUUCCUGCAGGCGUACCUCAGGGAAAAGGUAGGAGGCCUGUAUAACCACUUCCAGAACUUGACAGACCUUUCAGAAGUCCCAGAAGUCCACUCUGAACAGUAAGAAAAGAGUCAUUUUAAUAAUAUAAUAAAUAUGAAGUUAUGUUUCAGUUUCACUAACUCACAGCUUGGUCAAAAAGGGUCAGAACAGGGGAAACAUUCACUUUAUUGACUUCCACACCAUCGCUUAUUGAUCUGUGAGUGAAAGGUGUGCUGAACAUGUUUGUGUCCUCAUGCUGCUCGUGUUGCUUUGUGAUGUUGACUGUGAGAUGAAAGCGUUACCUUUACAUUUAAAGUUGCAGAAAGCUUUUUUUAUUUGUCCCUGACUGUAAAUCCAGGACUUGUAAUACAUGUUCUGAAUGUUUUUUCGAUUUUGUAACUCUCAACAACAGCUAGCUUGUGAUCUUUUCAUGGUCGAGUUUCCUUUUGUUCUUAUAAAACAUGUUUUGUUCCUGAAAUUCUCUCAUGGAGAAGAUUAAAAAUUGUCUCUUUUUUUAUCUGUGAUUUUUACACCAUGUUGGGCUGUAAUCAGUCUUGAUGUUUGUUAAGCAGUGUGCAACAAUGCACAAUUUGGUGCAGGGACAAAGUACUUGGACUACACCCCCUAAUCAACCAUGUCCAUAAUAUUUCUAAAAUAUAUACUGUAUGUUUAAUUCCAAGGCACAACCAGAUAACGGCCAUAAAUGUAGCCUGUUCCAAUGGACUCCCAGAAUGUGUUGCCAUGGCCACAAAGAUGUAUGCCAACUGGAUGGAGAGUAACAGCACCAACAUGUAAGGACACCUGUAUAUAUUAUUGUUCAGUUCUCAAACCCUCUAAAACUCUCCUUAACUUAAAAAAAAAUUUCUUUCAGUUUUUCUCUCUCUGUAAUAGCUUACCUUAUAAUCUGUAGCCUAUCUUCCCAGCACUGAUUUCAUAAAGGUAGGUGAAACUGUACCUCUUUUUUUGUGGUUGGUGCUGACUGUUGUUGUUGAUCAUUGUGGCUCUAUGCCUUCAAAGCUACUCCUGAUUGUUCUGGGUUUUUUACCUCCGCCAAGGAGGUUAUGUAAUCGGUAGCGUUGGUUUGUUUGUCUGUUAGCAACUUUACGGAGAAAGGUACAGACGGAUUGACCUGAAAUUGGAUACUGUGAUCCAGAACACACAAAAAUAAGGGUGUUGUUGGAAUUUUCACUGCUGAAAGAUAAGUAAUGGGUGGCACAGUGGUAUAGACAGGAGACACAGUGGUGUAGUGGUUAGCACUGUCACCUCACAACCUGAAGGUCCUGGGUUCGAAACUCAGGGCAUUUCUUGUUUAAGGGGGGACAUGAGCUGCUUGGCGGAGGUCUGCGCUCUCCGAGUGCUUUUCUAGUUUGUUAUGCUGUCCUUCAGUUUGCACACUGCAUGACUUUAUCACUUCAACCCAUGCAUGUGUAUAAAAGCAUGUACGUGUGAGUGUGCAUUUUGACAUACCCAUGUGUGUAGAUAUACAGUAUGUGGGUAAUUGUAGGAUUCACACAGUUGGAUGAGUUGUUUGCUGCACAGAUUCCAAACCCUGACAAAGCGUCAUGACAAGUUGUGGUUUGCACCAUAUUCAUAAAAACUAAGUUUGUAUGUAUGCUGUAUUCAUCAAGAUUUGGCCCAAUGGAGUUGAGGUCAAAAUAAGAGCAUAACAUAUAUGAUUGAUAUAAGAGCUGAAAACCAUGACCAGUAAGGUAGACAUGAACCCCAUUGUUCUUGAUGGACUAAACAAGUAAACUCAAACCAAGCUGAAGAGAUGUUCAGAACAUUGUUACACCAACACCUCAAACAACAAGAAAAAGAUAGUGUGGAUAUAUUGUUAGAAGAUUAACUGAGUGUUUUUUUUUAUAUGUGAUUCAGGAUCCACCCCAACCUGCGUUCAAAAAUCUACUGCCAUGCUAUGGCUGCUGGUGGGAAGGAGGAGUGGGAGUUUGCCUGGAACAAGUUUCAAACAACCAGUGACACUUCAGAGAAGGACCAGCUCCGAAAAGCUCUGGCCUGCACUAAGAAAAUCUGGCUGCUGAACAGGUGAAGCAAAGAAGCAGAUCUGGUUGGGUGUCCUGAUGUUUGAACUUCUCUCAAGUCGACUCUUCUUGUGAUAAUGUAAAUUCAGAGUGCAGUGCUCUAGAGUAAAGAGCUGGUCUUUGCCUCUCUUAUCUUGCAGAUACCUGGAGUACACUUUGGACCCUGAGAAAAUCCGUCUCAUGGAUGUUGCUCCCACUAUCCUUUACAUUGCUGAGAACGUGGCAGGGCAGGCACUGGCAUGGAACUUUAUCAGGGCACACUGGGAUUACGUCAGUAAAGCGUAAGUUUCAGUAUGGACUGCCUAUCAUUAUGUGUUUUAUAGCUGACUACUUGUUUUCUGAGUCAUGGAUGUCAAAAUGGAAGACUUGAUUGAACCCUGUGAUACUUCCUGUAAUUUUAUCAAAAACUCACUGCCAUUUUCAGUGAAUCAUUGUCACAUCAUUAUGAUGUACGUGCACCGCAGGUGUAGACUCUAAAAGUAAUCUGUGUGUGCCCACAAAAUUAAGGGGCACCUAGACGAACACACCUUGAGGAUCAGGUUACCUGUGAUAGUAUGUUUAAACUCAGCAGUCAUGUGACACAGGCAACGCCUGCACAGUGUUCAGUGUCUCCAUGUGUUUAAAUAAGGGGCUGAGUGAGAGGGAUUUCAGAUAGAAGUCAAGAGAUUAUUGUAGAUUAAUCCCAGACAGCAAGGAAGUGGGGAUAGCAUGACAUCUUCAGGUCAUAAAAAUGAGAUCACACAUCCUGCAAUGUGUUAUUUUGCAUGUACUCAUACUGCAACUGCAAUAUUUAAACAAUAUACUGGGCAGCCCUAGAGGACAGUUACAUGUGGUUAUAAAAACAAACAUACUUGCCAGGUUAAAGGUAAAGUUCUCACUGAAUUCAAGUGACCUGAUCUCUGAUUCAAACAGACGUCUAAAUUUGGUUUUCUCAGGUUUCAGUCUCAGUACAUUUGCCUGAUGAAAUGACAAAACAGUAGCUGAAAAUCAAUUCUUUAUGGAAGAAGAUAUGGGUGUGUUGUCUUUCCUGGUGACAGUUGUUUAUAAAAGCCUCUCGACACUGGAGUGACCUGAGGCUGAGUCACUCAAACAGACAAGCAAAACCAUAAAAGAGCAGGCUGUAAAUACAGUGGCUUAUAAAAAUCUCACACCAUGUAAUCAAGGACAAAGGUCCUCUUAUUUUAUUAUUGCUUAUCAUUUGCUGUCCUUCACAAAAUCCCAUCGUGUUUAUGGUGUUGCCAGGAAGAGACAUAAAUCUGUAUCAAAGUUCAAACAUAAUAACACUGAAUUUCAUUUCAUAAGCACACAGACACCUGAGAUUGAUCUCUCGUGAGUCACUGGCUAAUUAUCCCUUUAUUGAUCUGAGGCUUUUACCAUCCACACUUGGAUGUUGAUUAUUUCUGAAAGUUUGUCAGAGAAUAUUUGACUGUCCGUCCUGAUUUAUUGAGAGUAUUAUGACAACAUAACUAACACCUCAAGCUGUUGACUGUCUGUGAUCACAAAGCCCAGCCCCCCACUCAAGUUACUCAACUUGACAUGCUGUCUCUUAUAUAUUCAGUCCAACUGAAAACAAAGAAAGAAACAAACAGAGGCGUUACACUGGCUGCCAGCAAAAUCCAGGACUGAUUUCAGGAUCCUUUUUUUUUUUUUACUUACAGGACAUUUCACGGCCUGACUCCCACUUACAUAUCUGAAUUUUAAAACCCUUACAUCACAAAGCACCACUUGGGUCGCAAAAUGAAAACCUGCUGGCUAUUUUUCCUGCCAAAAGAAAAGCCACAGGCGAGGGCUCCUUUACAGUCCCAGCACCAGAACUCAAGAAAAAUCUAACCCUGUACUUAGAUCAGCUGAAUCUGCUCACAGUUUCAGUAAACAUUUAAAGUACCCAUCAUUAACACAGUUUUGUUUUUUUAGUGACUCAGGAAGGUUUGACUGUCAUUUCCAACUAAACCUUUUGUUAACCUUAUUUAAAAGGGGCCCUUUAAAAAACUGAUUUGAGUCUCACGCGCCUGGUUUGUCACUGAAAUGCCAAAUUAAAAAAAAAAAAAAACUGAUCAAAAGUUGUCUACAGCAGACCUGCAAUAAUAACUACUGUGAUAAAGCUGACCAAUCUUGUUUUUUUACUGAGAAAACAGGAUUGAGUCAGCUUUAUAGUCAUUUCAGAGGUGUAUUGUUCACUUUCCCCCUCAUUUUUCCUCUCAGGCAUGCAUCAGCAUUGAUCAUGGGAGUGACCAGCAGGUUUUCAACACAGUUCGAGCUGGAGGAGGUAAAGUGUUUUCUUAUGUCAAGAUGAAAAUAAAGAACAUGUCGUGCUGUCAGACGACACCCCUAUCAUCCCAGUUACAGAUUGACAACCAAUGAGUAAGAGAAUACACCCUGAUAUCCUAUCACUGAGUUUUUCCCCUGAGCUCAAGCGUCACAUUUCCUCACUUCUGAAGAGUGAUUCACUGUCUCUACAAGUCAGAGAAAAGCAAUCCAAGUAUUGUGCAAUUCAAACCUCAUAUGCCUACUUGUUCUGACACAUUGUUAAAGAAUGGAGUAAACCGUUGAUGUUUUGGUGCACCACAUUACUGUGGUGAGUUCAAACAAAGGCAGAUUUGUGUUGUGGAUGUUGGAUAAAAAUAAAGUGUUCUCAGAGAGGGUAAUAAAUCAUAGAGUAAUCACGAAUAUAUCCUAGACAAUAACUCUUAUGAGUUUGGUUGUAAGAAAGUUGAUCAAUUUAAGAUCAGUACAUUCAUUAAAUGACCCAGAAAUCUUUAUUUCAAAGUGAAUGUGCCAUAUUUUAUAAUAUUCUUGUUGGAUGACUGAAAGAUCUAAAAAACUUCAACACUUUUUUUUUUUUAAGUACUUUAUUAGGUCCAUAACAUAUAGCAAUACAAUUCAAUUGCCAUUUCAUCAGCGUUCCUUUUUCAUCAUUUAUAUCACUGUUUUACAGACAUUUUGACCCUUCUUUUUUUUCUCUCUUUCCCCCUUUUUUUGUGCACACACAAAUAAACUCAAACAGAAAAGUGAAACAAGAAAUUUCUAUACAAAAAACAGGAAAAUAAAUAAAAUAGAAGAAAAAAAAUAUAUCAGAGUGGAAUCAGAGUUUCUGAGUGGAAUCAGUUUCACGGAUAUUUUCAAACAUAUAAGAUCUCCCUUCUGGCAGGAAUAUGCCUGGAAGAUGAAUAUACGGUACUUCCAAACACCACUGUCUGUAUUAAAGUACAAAUUAAACUCUAAUUGUUGGAGGGAAUGUGGGGAGAAUAAGGCUGACCAUACCCAUAUAUUUUUUACAUGUUCCAAAGUACAAAGCUUUUGGCUGCAGGUCUCACACACCAUAGAACAAAUAUUUGGAAGAGAUUUUCAAUUAGAAAAUCACAAUAUAAUUCUAGGAACAAGUCCCAUACGAUUGAGGAGCCAAGAUCUUUAUCUCUUCUGGAUACUGAGAAUGACUGCACUCAUACAAAUUACAAGAGGUUGGAAAAGUGUGGACCACCCCAGGGUGGAUAGGUGGCUGGAAACAAUGGAAAAUAUGUAUUUAAUGUAAAAGGUGACAUAUACAAUUAAUGGUAAGGAAAUUUGUUUGAGAAAAGAUGGGUCUCUUAUCUUUCAAAUAAGGAUAACCUGUAUGCCUAAAAACAGAAUUUUCAUUGCUGAAACAAACACAAAAAAAGGCGUUUUUUUUUUUUCAUUAACAAUUUGAAAAACUUCAACACUUGAGUCCAAAAAACUGUCAAACUUUUCAUUUUAAUGUAGUACCCGUGCAGUAAUAAUAACACAUUUAAUGCUCAGAAGUAUAUUAGAAACAAUGAGUCUUUGAUAUCUGACAGAUGUGGACAAAGGCAGCUUUGUCAUUAAUUUCCCCAAAUGACAGGGCUUACUGGCAGAUUGAAUCUGCUGUUGCUAAUUGGAACAUUAAACUACAUCAUGAAACUCGAACCAUGAAAGACGUUUUUGUUUGGUGUAGCCCAACAUCAUAAUUUAGCAUAAAAUGCCUCGAUACAGUUGUUGUGCUCUAAAUUUGUAAAAUUGCAGUUCAGGGAAGGGGUUUAUUCUUUGAAACACCAAAUCAUGUGGUUUCUGUCUUCUCCUCACAGGAUUUCUGUCAACAAAAUAACACAAUAUAACUUUCAUACACAAUGAUUUUUGAGGGAACACAUUUUACUCACUUCUUAAGAAUGAAGACCUCCUAAAUUAUCACUUGCAACCACAUGCUAUGAGUUUACAUCUACAUAUAGGACUGUUUUUUCUCGCAUUUUCUUUUAAACAAUCCCUAAUGUCUCUGUAUGCUCUCUCUCUCUCUCUCUCUCUCUCUGUGUGUGUGUGUGUGUGCCUGUGUGUGUAUAUGUGUUCAGCUGGAGCGAUUUUCAAGAGACUACUCGGUGGAUUCUGAAUCUAGAGCUGUGCAGCAGGCCAUGGAGCAAACUCAAGUGAACAUCCAGUGGCUCAGUGAGAACAAAGAUGCUGUACUCGAGUGGUUUGAAAGACAAACAGCUUCAAAGAGUGGAUGAAUGACUAUCUGCUUUUCAAAAACUGGUCUCACUUUAUCAGGAGUGGACGAGGGGCUUACAGACAGAUGAUCAUGAAAUGAUGAAAUUCCCAUUCAACUACAUGAACUGUGAUUUUUCAGCACACUGAUAUAUUGUGUGGUUGUGACAAUGUAUGAAACCAUGUGGAAAAGGGUGAAUACCCGGUUUUAAAUUUCCCUCUGGGAUUAAUAAAGUAUCUAUCUAUCUAUCUAUCUAUCUAUCUAUCUAUCUAUCUAUCUAUCUAUCUAUCUAUCUAUCUAUCUAUCUAGUGUUUUUGUAAAUACUAAUGUGCAUUAUUUAUACUUUAUUAUCAGUUCUAACCAUCUGAGCAACAACAAUUUGUGUGUACAAAUUUUGCACAUGAUAUUGUUCAAUGUGUAUUUGUUUUUGUUUGACAACUUCCAUGUUUGCACACAACUCAUAUGAACCACCAUACACAUUUUUCGGUCACCACGAUCAGAAUCAAUAAUGCAUGAUGGUAUUUGUUGCACAUCACCUCCAAAAAGGACAUAUUAUUAUGAUAGACCAGGUGUGCCUGUGUAAAAACUAGGUUUUUGAUUUGAUCUUUUUGCGUUGUAUUUUAUUUUCCCUCUGCAUUUGUAAAGGAGGAGAUAUUUUACAGAGUAACAGCAACAGCUGAAUUUAUCAGCAUGUGAUGCUGUCAAUCUGUAGAUCAACUUCUCAGCAUUUGCUCAGUCAGAGCCGAAGGACAGAAC